Lingula anatina is the source of this 2474-nucleotide messenger RNA. RefSeq names its product coiled-coil domain-containing protein 148-like. NCBI's taxonomy places the organism in Eukaryota, Metazoa, Brachiopoda, Lingulata, Lingulida, Lingulidae. The record is from RefSeq and is a predicted model, not a curated record.
AAACUGGCGUAAUAUCGACUUUUACCUUUAAUUGAUGAAAGACACCUGCGGCUAAGUUUUGAUUGAUGGCAUUAAGGGGGAUUAAUUUUCUAGAAUCAAAAGCCAGGUCGUAGUACGAGUAGACUUUGAAGCGUCAAUGAAGGCGACUGUCGGCGAAAUCGACUCUUGCAAAGAAGAAGCACUGGGAAUCCAAUCACCACGGUACUCAAACAGUGCAUCAAAUUGUUUUCAAACUACAUUUUCAAAUGAGUUUUCCGGGGAGUUAACUGCAAUACUUAAGCAUUUUACGAUGACAAACACCCAAUGGCCAUUGGCUCCCGUUUCUCUGUGAGUGAACUGACUGAAGAAACUGAAGAACUGACACAAGUUAAGGUAAACAGCCAUUCUCAACAACAUGAGUGGAAGAGAUUACAAGACAUUUCUGACCAACCAUCGCACAGAAAGCCAGCUGGCUGGUUUUCCAAAGGAAAAGAUAAAAGAAGAAGACAAAUAUGUCAGACGUUUUACUGAGGGUUUCAAAACCACCACCUAUAGAGCCAUGGACUAUGAAGAGCUUAAAACCCUGGCGACAGUGAAAAAGAUGGCAGCACACAAGUCUCUUCUUAAAAUCAAGAAGAUCCAACAGGCUUCCAAAGAGCACAAGGAUCAGAACUUGAUAAAGCAGCAUAAACUGGCUUGGCAGAAGGAAUUCAUAAGGCUAAACAAUGCCAGGAAAAGACUUCAGGUUGAGAUGGAAGCAUUUAUAAGGCAGAAUGCAGAGGAUGGAGCAGUGUGUUCACAUAGCUUUCAGGACUUUGAAGACUAUGAGUCCAGUAUAGUAAAUGAUUUCAAUCACUUUAAAACUGACACGGUUGAGCCAGUCUGGAAUCUCAGGGAAGACUUAAAAUACUGGGUGGUAGAGCACCAGAAUGACACCAAAGAGGACGAUGAGUCGGUCCUGGAAGAGCACAAGGCAAUUCUAGAAACUGUGGCCUCUGUUAAUAGCCAGCAGGAGCUAGUACUGGAGAAAUUACUCAAUGAACAGCUGUCACUGGAGCAGGAGUUGUCCUCAGGUGAGCUGGCAGAACUGUGCCACACCCAUGAGAGGAAGGUGCAAGGAGGGAUCCCCAUGGAGGCCUUUGAACUGGAGUGCCCUGACCUUGACCUGAAAGCCUCGGUCCUCCAGGAGUUUAUCCUCCUAGAUGAACAGCACAGGGCCAGGCUGGAGGACCUGGAGCAGGAACACGCACAGGUUUUAGGGUCAGAGAGGGGAGGUUGGAGUGAGGAGGAUCAUUAUCUGUUCCAAGUUAUAGUAGAGCAAUACCCCCAUGACAUGACCAACAGAAGAAUGCUGUACAUAGACAGACUGAAGAGACAUUUUCCUGGGAAAUCUAGACAAGAACUGGUUGAUCAUGAAGAUUGGUGUACAAGACACAAAUAUUACCAUGACAGGAAGAAAGCUCUGAUGCUGGACUGGUUGCGGGACAGGAAGGAGCUGCUCACCAAGGCCAGCGCCACCUUUGCCGAAGUUUGCAUGGCCCAGGAAUUGGAGGAGGUGAAAAACGAGUUCAAGCAGAAGCAGAAAGAGCUUUGUGAUGUUCUCUAUGACAAGGUGCAGCGUUGGAGGGAACAGAAGAUGGAGCUAAUGUGGCUGGAACAACAGGAGGAAGAGAGGAAGAGGAAGGAACAGGAGGAACUGAUGAAAAUAGAGGAAGAAAAAGAGAAGAAGAAACGACAAGAGCAAAAGGAAAAGCUGAACAAGUACCACAUACAGCAAGAAGAAGAACAGAGAAAGAGAAGGGAGGAGGAACAAAAAAGAAUGGAAGAGUUGAAGAAAAUUCUACAAGAACAAGCAGUACAUGAUAAAGAAAGAGUGAAGUUCCGUGAGGAGCAGAUAUUGAAGAAAGAAAUAGCUAAGUAUGAGAAGGAGCAGGACAGGCUGAGAGAUGAGGAGGAGAGGGAACAGAGACUAGAGGCUCUCAGGGAAAAGGUGCGUCCUGUGGUGGCCAGUGAUCCUGAGAGGAUAUGGAAUGACACUGAGGCGUGGCACAGUAGAGUAACAGGGGAUGAAGAUAUCAACAUUCAGAAACCUCUCUUCAAGAUGCUUGGCUUUUCAGCAAAUCAGGUUGCUUCAGACCCUAGAGUGAGAUUAGAGCAAAAAUUACGCGAGGCAGGAAUUCAGGGGUCAGACUACGGCCGCCUUAUGAUGAAGCAGAUGAAGCCACCAACACAACCAAGAAAAGAUAUGGAGUCAACAGUAUUCAAACAUCUACCUAAAGAUGGUUCUUAGUUCAAAAUAUUUAGUUAUUUUUUAUAAACCAAAAUCCAAAAUAUGCAUUCAAACAUAUAUCAACAGUAUUUAAGUAUCUUUCAAAAGAUGGUCAUCUAAAUAUUCCACAUUCCAAGAAAAGAGUUUUCAAACAUUUACUCAAAGAGUGAAAUUCAAUAUGUUAUUAAAAAUGAAACGGAAUAAAAAGUGAGUAAGACUUCAUGAG